UCAGCGCGGCCCGGGCCCAGCCCGGCCAGGGGUUGAUUUAGGAAGCAUAGCAGAGUGAGCGAUCCUACCUAUUUCUGCCUUCUGCCUGCUGUCCUGUGUGCUGAUUUUUGACCGACAGUCUGAAGGCUGAGUAGGCUGGAAUGGUCUGUGAUCAUGUUGGUGGUCUCCAGUUCGAUUAGCGGCUGACAGCUGUGCUGAACAGUGGUGUGUGCAAGAGGAGGAAGUAGGUAAAAGCCUGGAUCUUCUGUCAAAUAAACAAACAUGAGUCAUCUGAAGUUGUUUGUGGCUGCGGUGAAGUGGCAUGGCAUUAAACUUCUGCGAAAGCAAGAUAUAGCCAGAAGGGUGUUUUUACAUGACCAACGGUAUGUUUCAUCGGGAACAUCAGAACCGUUCCUGAGUGGGAGUAAUUCGAAUUAUGUGGAGGAAAUGUAUUAUGCGUGGCUUGAAAACCCGAAAAGUGUACAUAAGUCCUGGGACUUGUUUUUCCGCAAUGCUAAUGCUGGCCAAGCAUAUGAUCCCCAUGUACCAGAUCAGUUGGAAAGAAAGGCGUCAUUUCUUCAGAGCCAUGGCCUGGCCCAGACACCAAGUAAAGCUGAAAAACUUGUUGAAGAUCAUCUUGCUGUGCAGUCUUUGAUAAGAGCAUACCAAAUCCGUGGCCAUCAUGUCGCUCAGCUAGAUCCUCUUGGGAUUCUGGAUGCAGACUUGGAUUCAUUUGUUCCAUCUGACUUAAUCACUACAAUCGAUAAACUUGGGUUUUAUGGCUUACAUGAAUCGGACUUGGACAAAGUCUUUCAGCUGCCUACAACCACUUUCAUAGGAGGAAAUGAGAACAGUCUUUCUUUACGAGAGAUCAUCAAACGGCUGGAGAAUACCUACUGCCAACACAUAGGCUUGGAGUUUAUGUUCAUCAAUGAUGUGGAGCAGUGCCAGUGGAUCCGGCAGAAGUUCGAGACGCCAGGUGUUAUGAAGUUUACUAAUGAGGAAAAAAGGACUUUGUUGGCAAGGCUGGUGCGCUCAAUGAGAUUUGAAGACUUUCUUGCUCGCAAGUGGUCUUCCGAGAAGAGAUUUGGUUUGGAAGGAUGUGAAGUAAUGAUUCCUGCACUUAAGACCAUCAUUGAUAAAUCCAGUGAAAUGGGAAUUGAAUAUGUUAUAAUGGGGAUGCCUCAUAGAGGUAGGUUGAAUGUAUUGGCUAAUGUCAUCCGAAAAGAGCUGGAGCAGAUCUUCUGUCAGUUUGAUCCCAAACUUGAAGCAGCUGAUGAGGGAUCUGGGGAUGUAAAAUAUCAUCUGGGAAUGUACCAUGAGAGGAUCAACAGGGCAACAAACAAGAAAAUCACUCUGUCCCUGAUGGCUAACCCUUCGCACUUGGAAGCAGUUGAUCCUGUUGUGCAGGGGAAGACAAAAGCUGAACAGUUUUAUCGAGGGGAUACAGCAGGGAAAAAGGUUAUGUCCAUUUUGUUACAUGGGGAUGCUGCCUUUGCAGGACAAGGUGUGGUUUAUGAGACAUUUCAUCUUAGUGACCUUCCAUCCUAUACCACAAAUGGCACUAUUCAUGUUGUCGUCAACAACCAGAUUGGCUUCACCACUGACCCCCGUAUGGCACGUUCCUCUCCAUAUCCUACUGAUGUUGCUCGUGUAGUCAAUGCUCCUAUUUUUCAUGUGAAUGCUGAUGACCCUGAAGCAGUUAUGUACGUGUGCAGUGUAGCUGCAGAGUGGCGAAACACAUUCAAUAAAGAUGUGGUUGUUGACUUAGUUUGUUACCGUAGGAGAGGGCACAAUGAAAUGGAUGAACCGAUGUUCACCCAGCCUCUGAUGUACAAGCAGAUUCAUAAGCAAGUGCCAGUGCUGAAGAAGUAUGCUGACAAACUGAUUGCAGAUGGGACUGUAACACUGCAAGAGUUUGAGGAAGAAAUUGCAAAGUAUGAUAGAAUAUGUGAAGAAGCAUAUACUAGAUCUAAGGAUAAUAAGAUUCUACACAUUAAGCACUGGCUUGAUUCACCUUGGCCUGGAUUCUUUAAUGUGGAUGGAGAACCCAAGAGCAUGUCCUGUCCUCCAACUGGCAUUUCAGAAGACCUGCUGACUCACAUUGGGAAUGUAGCUAGUUCAGUGCCAGUCAAAGACUUCAAAAUACAUUCAGGACUCUCUCGGAUUUUGAGAGCUCGCUUGGAAAUGACCAAGAACAGAGUUGUUGACUGGGCCUUAGCAGAAUACAUGGCUUUUGGCUCUUUUCUGAAAGAAGGAAUCCAUGUCCGACUAAGUGGACAGGAUGUGGAGAGGGGUACUUUUAGCCAUCGCCAUCAUGUGCUUCAUGAUCAAGAAGUUGACAAGAGAACAUGUGUUCCCAUGAACCACCUCUGGGAGCAGCAGGCCCCCUAUACUGUGUGCAACAGCUCCCUUUCCGAAUAUGGUGUCUUAGGUUUUGAACUUGGCUUUGCUAUGGCGAGUCCCAACGCCCUGGUGUGCUGGGAGGCGCAGUUCGGUGACUUCCACAACACAGCGCAGUGUAUCAUAGACCAGUUCAUCAGCUCGGGCCAGGCUAAGUGGGUUCGUCACAAUGGGAUUGUUCUGCUCUUGCCACAUGGCAUGGAAGGAAUGGGUCCAGAGCAUUCAUCAGCCAGGCCUGAGAGGUUUCUGCAGAUGAGCAAUGACGAUUCUGAUGCUUAUCCGGAGUUCAGUGAGCAGUUUGAAGUUUCCCAGCUGUAUGAAUGCAACUGGAUUGUGGUGAAUUGUUCAACUCCAGCCAAUUACUUUCAUGUCCUCAGAAGACAGAUCUUGCUGCCUUUCAGAAAACCGCUCAUCGUUUUGACACCCAAGUCACUGCUGAGGCAUCCAGAAGCUAAAUCCAGUUUUGAUGAAAUGGUGUCUGGUACCACUUUUCAGCGUGUGAUUCCUGAGAAUGGACUGGCAGCUCAUGCACCACAUGAGGUCAAGCGAGUGAUUUUCUGCACAGGAAAAGUAUACUAUGAUCUUGUGAAAGAGAGAAAGAAUCAAGACUUGGAGAAACAAGUAGCUAUAACCAGACUUGAACAGAUCUCACCAUUCCCAUUUGAUUUGCUCAAAGAAGAGCUUGAAAAGUAUCCAGGUGCUGACCUAGUUUGGUGUCAGGAGGAACACAAAAACAGUGGAUAUUAUGAUUAUGUCAAACCUCGUUUCCGCACUAUUGUGAACCACACACGACCCAUAUGGUAUGUUGGCCGAGAGCCUGCUGCUGCAGCUGCCACAGGCAACAAGAACACGCAUCUGGUGUCGCUCAGAAGGUUCUUGGAUACAGCUUUCAACCUAGAGGCCUUUGAGGGAAAGACAUUCUAAAUGCAGGGCACCACCUCGUCUCCAUUCCAGUACUGUCUCAAACCAUUGCAUCCAAAAAGGAAUUAAAAGUGAAUGGGAAAAAUACUGGAAAUUAUGUAAGGAUCCAGCAGCUGACUUCAUUACACUGCACCUUGCUCCCCAGUUUGUAAGAAAAAAAAAUCCAACUUACCUUCCACCAUUUUUUGUCACUUGUCUAUUUAGAUUGGGAACUCUUUGGGACAAGGCAAGCAACCAUUGCUGAUUCACCAAAAGCACAUGCCAUGUUUUUGUACAAGAAGUAAUUGAUUUUUUGUCCUUUGCAUUUACCUGCUGGUCAAUUGCCACGUGCUUUCAGUAUGGACAUAAAAGGGAACUGCCUAUAAGAGCUGUCCCUGUGCCAGGCAGCUGAGGUACAUCGAGUUCAUGAGCAGGUACAUUGAGUUCUGUGGCAGGGAUCAGCCGGGGGUUGCUUUUCUUCUGGGGAGGGAGUGCUUGGCUUCAUUGGUGGCACUGUUUAGUAGGGUGGUCUCAGACUGCUGCUGCUUAUGCUUACUCUGCAGUGCCAGAAAGAGGGUGGGUACAGCUUUCUUCUAGAAGUCCUGUUCCAUCUGCCCCAGGAGAGCUUGGGGCUGGGUGAGCCUCGUGACUGCAGGUUUCUGCAGCACUCUAGGCUAUGUAGUGGCAGGAGACUUCCUCUCUUCUUUGUGCUGGAUGGCCAAGGGAACUGCACAGUUAAGGAAAGAAGUGGUGUAACAGGAAGCAGAGGAAUGGCCAUGCCUGUGUGCAAGUAGGAAAAAGUAACUAUCUGCAGGAGGACCCUAUGCUCCUGCAGUGCCUGAGGGUUGUGCUAGAUCUGCUCAGAACAAGUGACUGGAAAACACAUAGAUGAGACUUCACCCCCGUCUCCAGUUCCCUGUCCUGAGCAUGCUCUUGGGACAUGCUCGUGUUCCUGGCAGUAAGAUUUACCCUGCUGUUGCUAUAUUGGCUGUGAUAUAAUAAGGCUUGACAGUUUAUGCCUGAUGCAAAGAGUCAAGUGAUGCUGAAAAGCUUCUGAUCUUGUCAAAAUAAAAAGCUUUAUUAAAAACUUUGAGUUAUGAUCAUCUACUACUAGUACAAGUAGGUUACCAAAAAGGGUUGUGUACCUCAUACUGUUCCUUCACUUGGCCUGGAGACAGCAAGAUGGUAAAAAUAAAACAAAAUAACAUAAAAUAAAUUCUUCUGCCAGAGCAUUAAAGUGGUGUGAUAAGUUACUUACUAUGGGUUCCAGAACCAAACUUGGCCUAAUAUUUAUGAAAAGCAGUAGCAUCCUUUUAAUUUGGACUAGUUGCAUUGGGCUUUUCUGUCAUUGAAACACUGAAGUUAGUUCAGUCUUUUGAAGCCUAAUGAACUUGGAAAACACGGCAGUUGACACCAGCAAAGGUUGUCUCCUGUCCAUUUCUACAGCUGAAAGCAUUAAGCUGAUAGGCAGUAACCAUCACCCGAAGUAUUUUAAUGCUUUUAGGAGUCCAUGUUUUUGUGGUGAGAAUUGAAUGCAUCUAAAUACUGCUGGCACCAUUUAUUGUAUUCUCAGUCUGUGUAAGGCAGGCCAGUGCUGCAUGAAAAUUGAUAAAUGCACUUAUGCCACAGUAUAUGCAAAGAUAGGAAACAAAAUAAACAUAGAGAUGUAAGUGGUAAAUGGCAGGUUUCAAUUUGCAUUGUGCACCAUAGAUUGUGGUAUAAUAGUUGCAUAAAAAUUCCAUCAAAGAAUGUAAAAAUAAAUAAAUAAAAAUAUGUAAGAAUGAAAUUCUCUGUUAUGCCUGUUCUUUUUGACAGUUUUUCCUCUGAAUGUUGGCAUUAGUAUCCCAUUCGUAAAAGUGCUAGGGCAGCUCAUUCUUCUGUUUUUGUUUGUUUGCUUGGUAGGAGUUUGUUUAAAUUUAGUAGUAAAGACACAGCAUUUGAACUGGAAAAAAAAAAAAAAAAAGAUAGUUACUCAGAACCAUUGGGUUAAAAGUAGUAAUUAAGACUUGGAGGUUAUAUUACAAUAUUUUUGUUUUAUUCUAAAUUAAGGAAUAAAUCAAGUGAACGCAUUUAUGUUCAAAGCAGAAUUUUCAAAAUGAUGGAAUUGAACUGGGUUUCAUUUCUCUAAUUUGUAAACACUGGAAUAAAUUUCUCUAAAUA
Oxyura jamaicensis (ruddy duck) is the source of this 5442-nucleotide messenger RNA. It is a transcript of the gene OGDHL, whose product is annotated as oxoglutarate dehydrogenase L. The transcript is spliced from 24 exons. Gene Ontology annotation, biological process: tricarboxylic acid cycle. The coding region runs from base 262 to 3306 and encodes 1014 amino acids. The record is from RefSeq and is a predicted model, not a curated record. Gene Ontology annotation, molecular function: oxoglutarate dehydrogenase (succinyl-transferring) activity; thiamine pyrophosphate binding. Lineage: Eukaryota; Metazoa; Chordata; Aves; Anseriformes; Anatidae. Gene Ontology annotation, cellular component: oxoglutarate dehydrogenase complex; mitochondrion.